Molecule: messenger RNA, 1653 nt
Organism: Aspergillus bombycis
Lineage: Eukaryota; Fungi; Ascomycota; Eurotiomycetes; Eurotiales; Aspergillaceae
Product: carotenoid oxygenase family protein
Exons: 2
Coding region: 1-1653 (550 amino acids)
Biological process (GO): carotene catabolic process
Molecular function (GO): carotenoid dioxygenase activity
Source: RefSeq, a predicted model, not a curated record
AUGGCGUCGUCAGUUAACGAGUCUACAACUACUCAUUAUAAUGACUGGCCAAACGCACAAGGUUUUGAUGUCCGCUAUCAAGAGCUUGAGCCGACAGAGUUACCGGUCCAGGGUACAAUUCCGCCCUACUGCGCCGGCGUGCUCUUUCGCAACGGGUUAGGCCCUCGCGAUAUCCAGACGGAGAAACAAACCACUUAUCGUGUGAGCCACUGGUUCGACUAUUUUGCUCAGGUCCAUCGUUUUCAGAUUCAUGCUCCUACACCAGAACAGCCCCGGGUCCGUGUCUCACACAACUCCCGACUGACCUGCGACGGCCUCAUCCGAAGGAUACAACGAACAGGAUAUCGUGGAGAGAUAACCUUUGGAGCCAAGUAUGAUCCAUGUAUGUCGAUCUUCCAGAAGGCGCAAUCAGUUUUCAAGACCAUUCCACAAGGAGUUCCCGACGAGGUUGACAUCAGCGUCACUUUGAACGUCAAUUUCCCGGGCUUGUCGGCUACAGGCAGCAAGCAGGAAAAGAUGGCUGGGCCAGGCAUCGAGACACUUUGCAACCGCACCGAUAACUCUACUUUCCAGAUGCUCGAUCCCCAAACCCUGGAACCAAUUGGUAUUGCGGACCAAACAGUCCUGCAUCCCUCUCUCCGGGGACCCCUUAGCGCGGCCCAUUGCAAGACGGACCUGGCCACCGGCGAUGUCUACAACUACAACCUAGACAUGGGUCUAACAAACACCUAUCGUAUCUUCCACGUUUCUCGCGCAACAGGGAAAACCAGCAUUCUCUCAACGUUCAGGCAUGCUGCUACAUAUGUGCACUCUCUUUUUCUGACGGAGCACUACGUCGUGCUCUGUCUUUGGAACGCUCGCUUUCGUGCCGGAGGCAUAUCCCUGCUAUGGACACACAACUUUGUAGAUGCAUUGACCGACUAUGAUCCUACACAGCGCAGCACUUGGUUCGUGGUAGAUCGUACUCCUGGAGGACGGGGAUUGAUUGCGCGCUACGAGUCCGAUCCCUUCUUCAGUUUCCACACUAUCAAUGCAUAUGAAGAGCCUUCAUCGAUUGACCCCUCCAAAACAGAUAUCAUCGCCGACGUUUGUGCAUACGACAGCUUAGACGUAUUAAACCGUUUCUACAUCGACAACUUACUGUCCGACUCCGCUACAGCGCAGAAAUUUGGCGAUUCAAAGAAUCACAGGGCUCGCGGCGCUUUUCAACGCUUCCGUCUGCCUGCCGUUCCCGAAGCAUCGAAUUCCAAAACCCUCACGGCGGAACUCGUCUUCUCGAUGGGAAAGGGACUAGGACCGGAACUUCCUCGUGUCAAUCCUCGGGUAGGCGGCCGCAAGUACCGCUACGUAUAUGGCGUGACCGACUCAGGAAAAAGUGUUUUCCUGGACGGUCUAGUCAAACAUGACGUCGCCACGCAGACAUCUCUCUAUUGGAGUCAGCAUGGGCAGACGGCCAGUGAGCCGAUUUUUGUGGCCGAUCCGGAUUCAGAAGAUGAGGAUGGUGGUGUACUUCUGUCCGUCGUGCUGGACGGCAUUGAAGGACAUAGCUAUCUGUUAGUUCUCGAUGCAAAGACGAUGGCAGAGGUCGGGAGAGCUACGGUUCAUGGUGUGGUUGGCUUCGGGUUUCAUGGUGCACAUGUUCGGGACCCUUAG